This is a messenger RNA of Nymphalis io (European peacock), 1236 nucleotides long. RefSeq lists its product as uncharacterized. NCBI's taxonomy places the organism in Eukaryota, Metazoa, Arthropoda, Insecta, Lepidoptera, Nymphalidae. The transcript has 6 exons. Bases 1 to 1236 code for a protein of 411 amino acids. The record is from RefSeq and is a predicted model, not a curated record.
AUGUCAUCUCGUAAAACAGAAGAUAAACACAAGUUACUUCUGGAUAAGCUACUCUCAGACUCGGGGUUAGAGUGCGUGAGAUCAGCACCAGAAACAUUGGUGUCGUCUUCAGAAUCUGGAGAGGAUGAAGAAGCUCCUUUAAUAGAAGAGGAAGAAGAAGUAAAAGAAGAAUUAAUUGAAGAAGAAGCACCAGUAUCGUGGGCUGAAGAAGUCCGAGAAGAGCAAGCAGCAAUAUUCCCAACACCAUCGCUGAGGAAAAUCCUACCCGAAAGGGUACGAGAAAUAGAGGGAUAUAAUAGAAUUCAUGUUCUACCAAAUGAGUUCAAAACUGACAUCGAUCCAGCAGCUAUACCUAGAAUAGACAUGACACCGCAGCAAAAAUGUAUCGAUAUUUUGGGAACGAUUACAGGCUGUACGCAGUAUAAAAAUAGUUUAGCUGAAUUUUGGUUUUUGGAUACAUUAGCCAACUUACUGAGACGAGCGCAGGAAGACGAAAUGGACAGAUCGUCACAAGUAGUAUUAAUACUUUGGUUUUGCGAGUGGAUGAAAGAGAUACAAAACUUCGACGCGGCUGAUCGUCAACGAACAUUGAGACGGUUUCGGGAGAACAUGCUGUCAGCAGCACGAUUUGUAGCACAAGCAGAACGUCUCCCAACACCACAGGAGGCUGGGGUGUUCUAUAAAGCAGACGCAAAUGAGAAAACUACUGAACCAGCAGCGCCGGAGGCAACCCACUCGGUCACAUUCCAGGGAGCUGCAUACGAAUGCUCUUUGAGAGAUCUAACCAACAUAAUACAUUAUAUAUUUGACUUAUUCAGUACGGAUUACCAAUACGAUCUCGUCCGUUCCGUCUUCACGUUCACACCAGAAUAUAAUAUACUUGAUGCACCGUUUCAAAUGCAAAAUCCUAAGAAACUGUUCGCACCACUAAAGCCCAGGGCGAAGAAAGAAAAGUCUCCGAAGAAGGAGAAGCCGCCGCCGAAAGGAAAGAAGAAGGAUAUUGACACGGAGGAAUAUUUGGCUCUUAUGGAGCUUAAAGCUAAAGACGAACGCGAACUCGAAGAAUUGGAAGACAAAGACCGUGAAGACUGGAAUCGCCGCUCUCACAUCCUACCACUAGCCUUCGCGGCGGACGAGGAAUUCUUCGACAAAUACUGGCCACCGCCACCGCCGGAGCCACAACCGGAACCAGAACCAGAGGUGAAAGGAAAAGGGAAGGGAAAGGGGAAAAAAUGA